ACGUGUCUCAGCAUAAAAGAGGACAAUUCUUCUGAAAUGAUGCAAUACUACUGAACUGGCUCUUAGUAUACGCAAGAAAGAAUGCGUUGGUUCUGGAACGUCGUCGUUCUGCUGGCGAUGGCGACUUUGCUGCUCAUCGGAAAUUCGCUGGAGAGAGCCGUAGCCUCGAAUUCAGCGUCAGCGUUCGUGCACGACACAAUCUACUCCAACAAGAUCGCCAUCUUCUCCAAGUCCUACUGUCCGUAUUGCCUGCGUGCCAAGCGCAUAUUCAGUGAACUGCAUCAGCAACCUUUUGUUGUCGAGCUUGAUCUUCGAGAUGAUGGGGCUCAAAUUCAGAACGUUCUUCUAGAUCUAGUAGGCCGACAAACUGUUCCACAAAUAUUUGUGAAUGGGAAGCAUAUUGGUGGCUCGGAUGAUCUCAAAGCAGCAGUUUUGAACGGCGAGUUACAGAAACUUCUUACCACAAGUUGAUGAUGCUGGAAAAUUAAGAGGCUUAAGCAUCCAAUCUGCAUCUGCAAAAAGGGUGGUUUAAGUAUGUUGCUAUGACUUGAUAUUGGUUGAUUUUGUAGUGAUCUUCUAUCCACUUUAGCUCAAUGAUAGCAACAUUUCGGUGUCGAUGUUGUUUGGACUUUUGGAUUUCCUCAAAUCUGGUAGAAAGCUCAACCUUAAGUGUUUCCCUGUCAUUAACCUGUGUACAUUUUGAUUGUGGGAUUGUGUUGAUUAUUCUUGUCUUCUGCUAGGCUACAUUUGUACAUUGUUUAUGUAAUUUUGGCAUGCUGUAUAUACGAGCGGCAUAUCGUAUGACGUAUAUUUCUA
Molecule: messenger RNA, 816 nt
Organism: Morus notabilis
Lineage: Eukaryota; Viridiplantae; Streptophyta; Magnoliopsida; Rosales; Moraceae
Product: glutaredoxin-C3
Exons: 4
Coding region: 82-471 (129 amino acids)
Biological process (GO): cellular response to oxidative stress
Cellular component (GO): cytoplasm
Molecular function (GO): glutathione disulfide oxidoreductase activity
Source: RefSeq, a predicted model, not a curated record